CAGUCCAAUCACAGUGAACCGGUGCUAGGCUGACCGGAGGAGGGUUGUGAUUUUCGACACUGUGCUCUCUUGCAUUUUAAAUCCCCCAGUCUGUACAAAAGGGCUAACAAGAGGUGGAGGAGGAGGUGGAGGAGGAGAGGGAAGGGCAGCCUCUCUCAACACAGCCGCGUAUUCCACUCAGUUGUAAGCAGGAGGGGAGGAGGAUGCAGGCAUAAAGAGGAGGAAAAGAAAGCAGCACCCUUUCAGACACCUGCUGAGAGCUGCUAGAGGCCUUCCUUGUCUUUGGCCUUUUUCUGCUCCUUGCUUUGAUGCUUUCGUCAUCCUCUCUCAUUUCCUCUUGCCUCUGACCUGUUAUUUGCUGGGACUUGUUUUUCGAACAAAAGCACCUUUUUUCCCCCUCGGUGGUGUUGGUUUUGCAUCAGCUGAGUCAUCAUGUCUGAUCUGACGCCUCAGAGCGAAACCCCCACUCCCAACAACGACAAGAUCACCCAGGCCGCCCGAGAGACCAUUUAUCUGUGCAACUUUCGCGUGUCUGUGGACGGCGAGUGGCUCUGCCUUCGAGAGCUCAACGACAUCUCUCUGACGCCAGAUCCAGAGCCGGCCCAUGAAGAUCCCAAGGAUCCCAUUGCGAUUGAAAGGCUUAACCUGAUGAACAUGGCCAAACUGAGCAUCAAGGGCCUGAUCGAGUCUGCUCUGAACCUCGGACGCACGCUGGACUCCGACUAUGCGCCUCUUCAGCAGUUCUUUGUGGUCAUGGAGCACUGUCUGAAACAUGGCUUGAAAACCAAGAAGACCUUCCUGGGGCAGAACAAGUCGUUCUGGGGGGCGUUGGAGCUGGUGGAGAAGUUGACCCCCGAGGCAGGAGAAAUCACUGCCAGUGUAAAAGACCUGCCUGGCCUCAAGACUCCUCUAGGACGAGGGCGUGCCUGGUUGCGAUUGGCCUUGAUGCAGAAGAAACUCUCUGACUACAUGAAGACCAUCAUCAACAGAAAGGACCUGCUCAGUGAAUUUUAUGAAGCGAAUGCCUUGAUGAUGGAGGAGGAAGGAGCUGUCAUCGCUGGGCUGCUCGUUGGACUAAAUGUCAUUGAUGCUAAUCUGUGUAUGAAGGGAGAGGACCUGGACUCUCAGGUCGGGGUGAUUGAUUUUUCAAUGUACCUCAAAGAUGGAGGACACAGUAGUAAGAGUGCAGAAGGUGACGGUCAGAUCACAGCGAUUCUCGACCAGAAGAAUUAUGUGGAGGAGCUGAACAGACAUUUAAGCGCAUCAGUAAAUAACCUCCAGGCCAAGGUGGACGCUCUGGAGAAGUCUAACACGAAGCUAACAGAAGAGCUCGCCGUGGCAAAUAACAGGAUCAUCACUUUACAAGAAGACGUGGAGAAAGUGAAGGAGGAGAGCUCAUAUCAGCUGGAGUCCAGGAAGGCAUCAAGAAGCGACUCGGCCCCAGACGGACAGGUGCUGGGUGAAACACGCAAGCAGCUCAAAGAGGAAACUUUGCUUCGAUUGGAUGUGGAGAAGGAGCUGGAGGUGCAGAUCGGGAUGAAGCAGGAGAUGGAGCUGUCCAUGAAGAUGCUUGAGAAAGACGUGUGUGAGAAGCAGGACGCGCUGAUGGAGCUGAGACAGCAGCUGGAGGACCUCCGGGUCAUCAACCAGCAGCUGAGCCACAAGUCUCAGAGUGCAGACGCCGGCUCUAAACAGAAGAGUGAAGCCAUCUCUCGCCUGGAGGAGAAGAUAAACCAGAUGUCAGGCACUGUCAAACAGAUGGAGACCAGAUACAAACAGGCUGAGAGAGAGAGGGCUCUGGCUGUAGAGGCCAACCGGCUCUUCAAACAGGACUUUGGGGACAAAAUCGAGAGUCUGCAGGUAGAGGUGGAGCUGCUGAGGAAGCACAGGGGUUAUCUGGAGGUGGAGCUGAGGAAAGAGCGGGAGCGGCGGAGCGAGCAUCACCAUGGCGACGCUGCGUCCGCACAGCCUGCUGCUCCUCGGAGGGAAAGGAGACUCCCAGAGAACAUACCAAAGCGUCCCUCAGAAGCUCUGUCAGCCAAAAGGGAGAGCGAGCAGUCAGGAGCAGAGGACAAGAGCAGUCUGAGCUCCAGCCUGUCCUCAAGGUCACACCAUGAGGAUGAGCAGGAAGAGUCCUUAGGGGAGAUCAGUCCGCCGUGCAUCUGUACGAUGUGUGAACAGGAGGACUCCCUUCUGAAGACAAAGAAGCAGUGUAAGAACUGCGGCGGGGUUUUCUGUGAGAGCUGUGUGUCCAACGAGCUGCCGUUACCUUCCUCCAUCCUCCCAGAGACUGUGUGUACCUCCUGCUUCUCUCUGUUGCUCCAACAAUACGCUUCAACACCAACCUGAAACAACUCCGCAUUUUACUACAGGACACCAUGAUCGGACACAUGGAAACCGAGGCAUUCAAUACAAAGCUGGCACUGCAAAAAUGCACUUUUUGACUUUGUGUCCUGAGACGUUAUGAAAAAUCUGAUGGCGAUCCGAAGGAGGUCUGAACUCUAAUGUCCAAACAUGUGCCAAUUAGAGCUGUUUUUUUGGAGGCAGGUUUUUAUUCUUUCAGAUACUGUUGUUAUCUGUUAUUCUUCCUCCGGGAAAACCUGCACUCAAAAAGCUGUCAAAUGGCACCUGGAUUGAAAUGUAUAGAAAAAGUCAACUUGAAUCAUCUCAUCUCGUGCAUGAAAACUGACUCUGCACAAUGUCCACUAAGUGGAUGGUUGAUUAAGAAGGUCAACUGUUAUAUUUAUAUUAAAAGUAAUUAGGUUUUAAAAUACAAGACUUUUUUGUUGUUUUAGUCACAACUGUUCUCCACCGCUCUAAAUCAUAUAGAGUGGCGAAGUCCCUCCCCUUCCGGUGGACCUCCAUGGGACCUUAUUUCGGAAAAAUUAUGUAUUGAA
Messenger RNA from Trematomus bernacchii (emerald rockcod), 2897 nucleotides. RefSeq names its product RUN and FYVE domain containing 3 (gene rufy3). Gene Ontology annotation, molecular function: metal ion binding. Gene Ontology annotation, biological process: regulation of axonogenesis. The transcript is spliced from 18 exons. The record is from RefSeq and is a predicted model, not a curated record. Lineage: Eukaryota; Metazoa; Chordata; Actinopteri; Perciformes; Nototheniidae. The coding region runs from base 433 to 2349 and encodes 638 amino acids. Gene Ontology annotation, cellular component: cytoplasm.